Humulus lupulus (European hop) is the source of this 1782-nucleotide messenger RNA. Its product is annotated as vicilin Cor a 11.0101-like. Lineage: Eukaryota; Viridiplantae; Streptophyta; Magnoliopsida; Rosales; Cannabaceae. The record is from RefSeq and is a predicted model, not a curated record. Bases 1 to 1533 code for a protein of 510 amino acids. The transcript is spliced from 6 exons.
AUGGCGGCCUUCAAGCUCUCUUUACUUAUACUGUUACUCCUGUUUGUGGUAGUGCCAAGCUCGAGUGUCGACGUUUCUGUCCAAAAAGAUCCCGAGCUGAAACAGUGCAGGCAUCAGUGUACACACCAGACAGGCUUCGAUGAAGCACAGAAGAGCCAAUGCGAGCAAAAGUGCAAGGAAUACAUUAGAGACAAGAGAGAGCAAGAGAGAAGAGAAAGAGGAGGAAGAGAUGAAAAAGAAGAUGAAAGCCACUACAAUAGAAAAGAAAGAGAGGAAACAAGAAGCGGUGAAGGGGAGCGAGUAACAGAGAGGAGCCCGUACGUUUUUGAAGAAGAGCAUUUUGAAACCAGCAUUAAAACAGAGGAGGGAAGAGUUCAUAUUCUCCGAAAGUUCACUGAGAAGUCGAAGCUUUUGAAGGGAAUUGAGAAUUACCGAGUAGGGUUUCUCGAGGCCAACCCCAGUGCUUUCAUUGCCCCGGUUCACCUUGAUGCCGACUGCGUCUUCUUCGUUGCUACUGGGAAACCGACUGUAACCCUGUUGAGAGAGGAUAAGAGAGAGACUUUUAACCUUGUCCAAGGAGAUAUUCUAACCAUCCCAGCAGGAACCCCUGUAUAUAUCGUCAACCGGGACGAAAACGAAAAGUUGUUCAUUGUCAAGCUAAUCAACCCUGUCUCUCUACCUGGCCGCUUUGAGCCAUUUUAUGGGGCUGGUGGUGAAACCCCAGAGACGUUUUACAGAGGCUUCAGUUGGGAGGUACUUAGUGCCGCUUUCAAGAGAGAAAGAGAUGAGUUAGAAAGGCUGUUUAGACAGCAAAAGCGAGGGAGCAUUGUCAAGGCCUCGAGGCAACAAGUUCAGGAGCUGAGCCGUCAUGCUGAGGGUGGUGGUGGCACCGUUUGGCCGUUCGGGCAAGAAACGAGAUCAUCAGGUCCUUUCAAUCUAUUCCGAAAACAUGCUACUCAAUCGAACCGCUUUGGCCGCCUUUACGAAGCUAAUCCCAGUGAUCACAAGCAACUCCAAGACCUCGACGUUAUGAUCACCUUUGCCAACAUCACACAAGGAGCUAUGGCGGCACCAUUCUACAACUCAAGGGCAACAAAGAUAGCAUUCGUAUUAGAUGGUGAAGGGUACCUCGAGAUGGCUUGUCCACACAUUUCAUCGGAGCAAGGUCGCCGGGGCAGUCCGUGGCAGGGAGAGAAGGAAAAUAGACCAGAAAUACAGAGAGUCACCGGACGGCUUAGACGCGGUGUGGUGUUUGUGGUGCCGGCGGGGCAUCCAGUCACAACUAUUGCCUCUGGAAAUAACAACCUUCAGAUUGUGUGUUUUGUAGUAAAUGCCGAAGGCAACGUUAGGUACCCUCUUGCAGGAAAACGCAAUAUUGUGACUGAAAUGGAGAACGUGGCGAAAGAGUUGGCGUUUAGCGUGCCAGCAAGAGAAGUGGACAGAGUUUUUAAGAGCCAAAAUGAGGAGUUUUUUUUCCCGGGGCCAAGGUCAACCCAACAAGAGGAAGGUGGGCAACGCGCUUAUGCAUCAUAAAUGCGUGCAUACGUACGUGGAUGAGAGAUCAGAGAGAGUUGCAUACUGCUGAGAGUAUGUAAUGAAGUCAUAACUUCGUUACAAUACUGUAUCGAUAUAUAUACAUAUAUAUAAAUGUAUAUGUAUAUAUAUAUUAUGGAAUGUAUAUAUAGCCGAACCCCAAUCCAGUGGAUAUGUAAAAGUUGAUGUAAUAUCAACUCCACCGGACAUGUCUUUAAAUAAGAAUUAUCAAGUUUUUUUUCGUUUCAA